AUGGUGGACUCUGAUUUUCCCGACGGUGGUCUUAAAGCGUGGCUCGUCGCAUUUGGUGGCAUGUGUUGCACGUUUACAACAUUCGGCUAUGUGAACGCCUGGGGCGUUUUCCAAGCAUACUAUCAGGAAACUAUUCUAAGGGACUCAUCACCUUCAAGCAUCGCAUGGAUCGGCUCUGUACAAUACUGCCUUGUGUUCCUUCCGGGGAUCCUCGUUGGCCGCCUUUUCGACUUGGGAUACUUCCACACGAUCCUUCUUUCUUGUAGCGCCUUACUCGUUCUCGCGACCUUUCUGACCGCCGAAUGCACUGCAUACUGGCAAUUUCUUCUCUGCCAGGGAUUCGUAGUCGGGCUCGCCUGCGGUGGAAUAUUCGGGCCUGCGAUGGCCGUCAUUGCCCAUUGGUUCAAAAAGAAAAGAGGCAUGGCUUUAGGGCUCGUGGCCAUUGGUUCAUCAAUAGGCGGCACCGUCAUUCCGAUCAUGGCUAGGAAUCUGAUUCCUCGUAUUGGAUUCUCGUGGACAAUGCGGGUCAACGGUUUCGUUCUUUUGGCUACCCUCUGUUUGGCAAAUGCCACUUUGAAGCGGCGUUUACCACCGACGAACGUCAUUGGUGGCCUCUUCAACUUGCACUCUUUGAGAUCCGCUACUUUCUCCUGCUACUGUGCCUCCGCUUUUUUCGUUUUUCUCGGAAUUUACACCAUGUUGACGUAUAUCGAUGUCAGUGCAGUGUCGCUAGGCAUUUCGGCUGGCCUCUCUUUCUAUCUAGUCGCCAUCGUGAACUGUUCCAGCGGUGUCGGACGAUAUAUUGCCGGAGGUCUCUCUGACCGUUACGGCCCGCUUAAUAUCAUGAUUCCUCUGACCUCAUUUGCGGCCAUAUUCACCUAUGCCUGGCCGUUUGCCCCAAACGAAGCAUCCCUGAUUUGCGUUGCCGUUCUAUAUGGGUUUUCGUCCGGCGCUUAUAUGUCUUUACUGCCGAGCCCCUUGAUGGCGAUGGGCGAGCCGAGCGAUGUCGGUCGUCGAUUCGGCAUGUGUAUGAGCAUCCUGUCCAUCGGGGCGCUAAUCGGUCCCCCGAUAUCUGGAGAUAUCAAUUCCGCGACGAAGGGAUUCCAGGCAGUUGGGUUCUUUGCAGGUGCUACGAUACUUCUGGGUGUUGUGCUGAUGAUCAUUACACGGUAUCUCCUUCUUGGGAGAUCUUUGGGAAGAAUAUAG
Messenger RNA from Guyanagaster necrorhizus, 1206 nucleotides. Its product is annotated as MFS general substrate transporter. The transcript is spliced from 13 exons. Lineage: Eukaryota; Fungi; Basidiomycota; Agaricomycetes; Agaricales; Physalacriaceae. The record is from RefSeq and is a predicted model, not a curated record. Gene Ontology annotation, molecular function: transmembrane transporter activity. The coding region runs from base 1 to 1206 and encodes 401 amino acids. Gene Ontology annotation, biological process: transmembrane transport.